Penicillium soppii is the source of this 486-nucleotide messenger RNA. RefSeq lists its product as uncharacterized. Lineage: Eukaryota; Fungi; Ascomycota; Eurotiomycetes; Eurotiales; Aspergillaceae. The transcript has a single exon. The coding region runs from base 1 to 486 and encodes 161 amino acids. The record is from RefSeq and is a predicted model, not a curated record.
AUGGUAUUUGAUCAUCCCUCAAUCAGUGCUAUUAACUACUCUGGUAUCUGGUCAAUCUUUAGGGAGAAUAAUGAUCAUCAUCUACUGCGUAAUGGUCGGGGUCAUGGAGAUGCCGGGGGCACGAGGGGACUGGCGGUCGGGGGUCCCGGUAAUCACCUCUCGCAAGCAGGGGCCGCCCCACUGGCUUCGGGACGGUGGCCGCCGGCGGUGGGUGGAGGGAGAGGGGCGCCAGUUGGCCGGGGGGAGGACUUAGUGGCGGGGGGAGGCGAAGGGAAUCCGAAGUGGGAGGGGAAAGCGGCUCGCGCGACUCACCCCGGGGCAUGGGCCCUGCUACGAAUUCCCCCUGCGAUGCGCGGCCUCACAGGGUGGUGCCAUUCCGAAUCACAUCAGUGUGGCUGUACAGAUCCCUGCCUACGUGUUGGAAGCGUUCUCCGAGAUCUUCGCGACCCCGGCAGGAUACGAGAUGGCCUUCCUCCUGUCACCUAA